UCAAGGGUUGAAGAGUAUCAUCCCUUUCUCUCUCUUAUCUUCUCCAUCAACAUCAUCAAAGAUAAUCAAAGAUCCAACUUUUCCAAGUUGAACAAACAUGAGCAAGAGAAUUCGAGUCAUUUGCACUGAUCCCUACGCCACAGAUUCAUCUUCAGACGAAGAUUGCAACAACAAAAACCCUAAAUUACCCAAACGCAUAGUUCAUCUCCUCAAUCUCCAUCCCCCAACAACUCAACAACAAAAGACUGAGAAUCAGAAUCAGAAUCAGACCCAGACCCAGACCCAGUUCAAGAGAUUUAGAGGCGUCCGUCGUCGUCCAUGGGGUAAAUGGGCUGCUGAGAUUCGUGAUCCGUUCAAAAAGGUAAGGGUUUGGUUGGGUACUUUUGCUACUGGUGAGGAAGCUCACAGUGCAUAUAUUGCUAAGACUCUUGAGUUUGCAGCUAGACGUAAGGCAGCUGAAUCUACUGCUCAUAAUGUUGUGGUUUCUUCAUUUUCUGUUCUUGAAAAUGAAAUUGGGUGUGUGAUUGAUUAG
Impatiens glandulifera is the source of this 532-nucleotide messenger RNA. RefSeq names its product ethylene-responsive transcription factor ERF118-like. The transcript has a single exon. Gene Ontology annotation, molecular function: DNA-binding transcription factor activity; DNA binding. The record is from RefSeq and is a predicted model, not a curated record. Lineage: Eukaryota; Viridiplantae; Streptophyta; Magnoliopsida; Ericales; Balsaminaceae. Gene Ontology annotation, biological process: regulation of DNA-templated transcription. Bases 98 to 532 code for a protein of 144 amino acids.